UGAGUCCGAUUGAAACCGUCGACAUGAGCCGUGGCAAGCGGCGCAACAAGCCCAAGCGCCUUGGAGGACCCGACCGCGGCGACGAGGCCAACAUCAAAGACACCGACAACGACGAGGACGCGGCUGCCGACGGCAGUCCACCAAGUGGGGCCGCCAAUGGCGCCAGUAGUACAGACACGGCGCUCUCCUCCGAGGCCCAACAACCCACCGGCACGGCCGACGCAGAAACGUCGUCCAGUCCCGCAGAGCCACCAAUGGCUACAUCACCGGCCACAGAUCCCUCCCCACCGGCCAGAAUCGAUGAUGCAACGACGUCAGCGAUCGACGUGCACCCGCCGUCUACUAGUAUAUCAGAAACCACCACAUCAAAGUCCACAUCAGUGGCCAGAUCAGAAGCUAGAUCAGAGACCACAUCACAAGCCAGAUCAGAGAACGCCACACCCAUGUCCGAGACACCAGUGUCGGCUAUCCCAGUAACGCCAGUGGUCCAGGCGUCUGCAGUCUCUGGGGCCACCACUGUGGACAGUGCGACAGCUGUAGCCGCCGAGAAAAGGACUCUUUCCAAUACUGACGUGGCUGACCGCUCGCGUCGACUCCUAACGCGGCCCGAAGCCGAGCGCAUCGUCCAGCACCUCGUCUUUGGUCUGCUGAAGGCGUCCGUGCCGCUCGUAUCUUUGCUCAAACCACGACCGACGCUUCAAGAGCUUGCGUUUCAACUACAGGCCGAGUGUCAGAUCGGCCUGACAUCAACAGACCUCCAAGCACUGCACGUCUACUUCCACGUCGCCGACACAAACAUGUUUGACGCGGCGUCGUGCUUGGCCUUUGCUGCCACCAAGGUGUUUGUGGUCGAGCUCUAUGAGUUUCAACUGCGCAAGGCUAUUUUGGAGAAAGCGACCAAGCUCCGAGGCAAAGCCGACGUGCCUCGCACGCUUUUGCAGCUGCUUCCAGAUACCACGACCUCGUUUGAGCCCGCCGAUUUGAAUACACUCGCCGUGGAGAAGCUCGGCCUUCCCAGCAGCCCGCACUGGGUUCUCCACUGCGUUAUCGGUCGCAUUGCCCGUGCUGGGUUCGAAAAAGCUGCUCCCAAGACGCCACCGGCGUACCCGUUGGCCGCCUUUCGACGGCACCUGGGGCAGUUUGUUGCACGCGCGGCGUUCGAUCCCGACUCGGUUGAAGGGGCGCUGCGGUCGCUCGUACAAGCUGACGCAGUGCAAGGGUUCCUAGCCAUUGACACGGACGGCUCGGGCACGCUCUCUCUCGACGAGUGCACGACGUACCUCCAGGCGCAGCACUUUGCGGGUUUUCCACGAGGCGUUUUGCGGGAUUUCAUGGCGCGUUUCGAUCGGGACGGCGACGGCACGUUGAACUUGGACGAGUUUUUGGCCGUGUGUCGACCGAAAGAACAGUUUGGUCUUCAGGUCGUGACGCCGUUUGGCUCGUUUUACAUGGCGAUGCCGAUGAUGACGUUGGUCAAGGACCUUGUUCCUAAGCUCCACAAGCGCAUGUUUUGGCUCCAGCACAACCACAUGCUGGGCAACGCCGACCCGAGCACAGCAGGCAAAAUGCUCGUGUCGGUGGACCGAUUUGUGAUUCAACGACACUUUGGGGCUCUCCCGCUUGUCUACGGCGCGAACGAUACGGUGCAGUCCAUCUUGAUGCCGGGCGAGCUCCUCGUCGUGAUGGAAACCACACCGACAGGUCCGUCGUUGGUGUCGAAAGAAAAGUACAUAGGAAAACGAGUCGCGCCUUUGCAGCGGCCGUUGGCAGCAGUCCCCGCCCCCAAUGCCCCCGUAGAAGUAGAAACAACACCCGCUGCCAUGGACUUGGGGGCACUGCGACGGCCGCGCCCGCCGAAACCAACGCUGUCGCUGUCGCUGCCACCGGACGUGAGCGCGUGGACGCCGCUCGACGUCAAAAAGUGGGUCAUCUAUGACCUCAAGCUGCCGACGCUGGCGGCAAAAGUGAGCCAAGUCGACGGCAAUUCGCUCUUGGGCCUCGCGCGCACCCCGUCCGCGCUUGAGAAGACGCUCACUCAUACCUUUCACAUUCACUUACCGCUCCAGCGACUCCAGCUCCAGCAGGCCAUCCUCCGCCUCUUGCCACCUUCUGCCACGACGACGACGCGCCAGAAACAAGCGAAGGCAAGGACGAGCUGUCGGACGAAGACCAACAGCACACCACAGCGCGAACACGAGAACCAUCACGACACAGGUGCAGAGGUAUUCCUUGCCGACAACGCGCCCAUGGAUCCUGCAGGACCAAACAACUCGGACGACCGCGGCGCAGCCAACCCGGACAACCGCAGUGUCGACGAGGAGGACGAACGCAGUGUAGUCGAGGAGGACCGGGAUCUCGUCAACCCUAGCCCUUCGCCGCCCCGCGCUACAUUGCGAACGGUGGGCUCAACAAUAAGCACGAACGAGGAGAAUGCAGAGGACGACGAGGAUGAAUGUCCCGACGCUCUCUUGGUACGAUCUUCUUCCACGGCGGCCAAGACCGCGGGUUCAAGUCCCGAUUUGGAUGGAUCCAUGGACGAGCCGGCGCCGCGUUUUGACGGCAGCUAUAGUGACGACGGCGGUAGCGACAACGACGCCUUGCCAAGCUUUGCGGCGCCGCAUUCUUCGAGAAGCUCCGACUCGGACGACGAACUGCCUGUGUUUGCCCUGUAACCCAGUUUUGAACCCGGUGGCACAUGCGACAUGA
Saprolegnia diclina VS20 is the source of this 2706-nucleotide messenger RNA. RefSeq lists its product as hypothetical. The record is from RefSeq and is a predicted model, not a curated record. Gene Ontology annotation, molecular function: calcium ion binding. Bases 24 to 2672 code for a protein of 882 amino acids. The transcript has 5 exons. NCBI's taxonomy places the organism in Eukaryota, Oomycota, Saprolegniomycetes, Saprolegniales, Saprolegniaceae.